AUGGACAACGAACGGCUUAUAGACGAAUCUGACUCAAGCAUACCUGAGCCAGCUAAACAAUUAGGAUCAAUAAAAGUAGAGGAACCACCCACAAAUGAUAUGGCAAAAACAAAAUCCCGUUAUCUUACUCCCCCUUUAAAUUCCUUCAAAAUAAUACAAAAUUUUGUUUUACUUUGAAAACUUUAUAGGUAAAAGUAGAAUUAGUUUAGCCUAAUUUAACGAAAAAGUCAAGUAAAUACUAUUUAAACAGUUUCACACCGUAUCAAUUAACCUUUUGAAUUAUUUCUUUAUAAAAAUAAAUUAAAAUUCAAAAGAAACAAAUUUCGCUCCCUUAAAUUGAUAAGGAUUUUUGUUAAAAUUUGAAAGGGGAGUUAUGCUUUUUUUUGCAUGCUUUUUAUGCUUUGGAAACUAUUACAUUUACGAUAAUCCCUCAGCACUGCAACCUCAACUCGAAAAAGUAAUUUAUAGUUAGCGACUUAACAUGAACAGCUUCGAGUUUAAUAUGCUUUACUCAGUUUACUCAUUUCCUAACGUCAUCUUACCUUUGUUUGGAGGCUAUUUUAUUGAUGCUAUUGGUGUGAGAUGGGGCAUUAUUAUCUUCUCAGGCUUUAUUUGUCUAGGACAAGCUAUUUUUGCUAUUGGUGUAGACGCAGGGUCUUAUCCAAUUGCAGUUAUAGGGCGCUGUGUGUUCGGCUUGGGAGGAGAAAGUCAAAAUGUUGCACAAAGCACAAUUGUAUCAGCUUGGUUUUCUGGUAAGGAAUUAGCUAUGGCUUUAGGCAUGAACGUCAGUAUAUCAAGGCUUGGAAGUGUUUUUAAUGAUCUCACAGAGCCAGCCUUCGAUUCUUUGACUGGAUCUGUUGAUUUUGGGAUCUGGUUUGGCUUCGGCCUAUGCUUGGCAUCAAUGGCAUGCGGAUUCGCGCUAAUUGCUAUGGAUAAGAAAAGAGACAUCAAAUUAGGCGUUCUUGACAAGAAAAUUGAAAGCGAUAAGGUGAAAUGGUCUGACCUAAAAACGUUUAAUUUCAGCUUUUGGCUCAUUUCAAUCAAUUGCUUAGUUGUAUAUAUUUGUGUGCUUUGCUUUAACAAUAUAGCAAGCGACUAUUUUCAGACAAGAUUUGGGUUCAGCUCAGUUAUUGCAGGAGUGUUAAUUUCUAUUACUUAUUCUAUUUCUGCAGUUUUGUGCCCAAUUAUUGGGUUUUACAUAGACCGCGUUGGAAAUAGGGCGACUCUUAUAACGAUUUCAGCUGUCAUUAUGGUUAUAGUUCACACAAUUUUCAUUAUAAUUCCUGAUUGUGAUCAAUGCGCAUGGGGAGCCCUUGAUUUGGUUUUGCUUGGGCUUGGAUACUCAUUAUAUGCAUCUGUUAUGUGGGCGUCCGUUCCUUUAGUUGUUGAGCCGAAGACAGUUGGGUCAGCUUUUGGCAUAGUGACUGCUAUACAAAACUUUGGCCUUGCCUUUGGACCAAUGGUAGUUGGGGCAAUUCAUGAUAAUUCUUCUGGAGAAGAUGGCUAUUUGUGGGUCUCAUUUUUUUUCAUUAUUAUGGGAAUUCUUGGAGUUAUAACAGCUAUUAUCCUCCAAAUUAAUGAUAAAAAAACUGGAGGUGUCCUCAACUCAAGCAAUCCAAAGGAAGCAUUAAAAUUAAUGUUAACAACAAAGAAAGCUACGAUAGUAAGUGACCAGUCGCUUCAUGAACACUUAGAUACAGUCGAUAAAGAGAAAAACGGUUUAAAUAAUGACGAAAAGAGUAGUUCAUAA
Blepharisma stoltei is the source of this 1750-nucleotide messenger RNA. The record is from the annotation of a GenBank genome assembly. NCBI's taxonomy places the organism in Eukaryota, Ciliophora, Heterotrichea, Heterotrichida, Blepharismidae.